AUGCGGCAACUUUUUUGGAUUUCCCUAUUUUUGGGGUUAAUUGCCGCCGGGGUUAUCGUCAAGGAAUCGCCGGUGCCGAAGGAUGCGAAGCUGAAUCGACAUUUUAUUACCAAAGCGUUGAUGAGCUAUACCCGAAAUCGGGAUCCGGAAGUCCGAUCGGCAUCUUGUGGGCUCUGCCGACUUUUGGUGGAUUUUGUGCAAAUAGCCAUCAAAUCGAACCGGACUGAUGAGGCGAUUAUGAAGGACGUUGAAGCCCUUUGCCGGAACUUAAACGUCGAACAGCCCCACGUCUGCAAUUCCAUCGUGCAAAUGUUUGGCCCAGAAAUCAUUUUCGUACUGCAACGAGCGGUGUUCACACCGGAUGAGAUUUGCGGUGGACUGGUGGCCGAUUGCGGGCAUUCGGAAAAUCCUUUGCAAGAAAUGUGGAAUAUGACGAUUCCGGAGGGGAAACCUCCUGUAAAGCCAUGGCCUACGGUGCCGAGUGGCAAACCUACAAUGAGAGUCCUACAUCUGUCGGAUAUUCACAUCGAUCGUUGGUAUUCGGUUGGAUCGGAUUCGGAUUGUAACAAUGGAAAAGGAAUAGAUGCUUUUGGCACCUACGCCUUGUGCUGUCGCGAAUACCCACCAACCGCUGCAAACCGAGAGCAGAAGGCUUCCAAAUCUCCUGCCGGCCCAUGGGGAGCAACAGCUCGUUGUGACAUACCUUACCAAACUUUUGACAGUGCUAUGCGGUACAUCAACCGUACCGAAAAGUUUGACUACAUCAUGGUCACCGGAGAUUUUGAAGCUCACGACAUGUGGGACUACACGCGAGAACGCACCAAGGCCAAUAUUGAGAAUAUCACGGCUGUUUUGAGGGAAUAUUUUCCGCAUACCCCGAUCUAUCAAACCAUUGGAAAUCACGAGGGAGUGCCGAUGGAUGGAAUGCCUGCACAUACAAUGGAUGGCUAUGACACGCACAGCCCUGAAUGGUUGUAUAAGGAACUGGCCGAUCAAUGGAAACCCGACAUUACUGCGAAGGCGUACAAUGACGUUAUCUACCGCGCUUCCUAUUCGAUUUACAUCAAGCCCAACCUCAAGCUGGUGUCGUUAAAUUCGGUUUAUUGCUCAGCAUUUAAUUUCUUUAUGUACCUGGACCAAGUGCAUAUCAUCUCACAUAUUCCUACCGGUGAUGGCUACUGCUUGAAGGGAUGGGCGUCAAAUUACUACAAAAUUGUCAACAGAUUCGAAAAUACCAUCGCUGCACAAUUUUUCGGCCAUACCCACAAUGAUCACUUUGAAGUUUUCUAUGAAGAUUUCAACCCGAAAGGAAGGCCCACCCAUUUCAACUUUAUUGCCGGUUCCUUAACCACCUACGAUUUUAUGAACCCAUCAUACCGUAUCUACACUAUUGAUGGGGCAUACACUGGCAGCACCUACACCGUUAUUGAUGCCGAGACGUAUUGGGGUGAUGUGAACGAGGCUAAUAAGAACAAUAGGGAGCCCGAUUGGAAGUUGGAAUAUACCACCAAGAAAGAAUACAAGAUGCCUGACUUGUCACCGGCUAGCUGGAAUGAUUUGAUCAACCGUUUUGACAAUGAUGCGUUCCUGUUCCAGAAAUUCCAUACCCACUACUACCGGAACAAAGACCAAGAACCCCUCUGCCCAUUCGAGGAAAAAUGCCGAAAAGAAUUCACCUGUGCCCUGAGAUCGGCCCGAUCCUACGACAGCGCCACUUUCUGCCCCGCA
Messenger RNA from Mesorhabditis spiculigera, 1728 nucleotides. NCBI's taxonomy places the organism in Eukaryota, Metazoa, Nematoda, Chromadorea, Rhabditida, Rhabditidae. The record is from the annotation of a GenBank genome assembly.